This is a messenger RNA of Paramecium primaurelia, 999 nucleotides long. Lineage: Eukaryota; Ciliophora; Oligohymenophorea; Peniculida; Parameciidae. The record is from the annotation of a GenBank genome assembly.
AUGCCAAGAAUAUUGCUAUUAUUAUCUUGUCUAUUAUUUUUGAGUUAAUCAAAUUUCAUAGAUGACAUUGAAUAUUUGACAGAAAUCAAUAAUAAUGUUGUUAUUGGAAUAUUUACUCAACCAUCAGAUCCAGACUAUAUUGAUUACCCAUCUAGUUAAUAUUCUUAUUUGGCUGCAUCAUAUGUCAAAUUUGUUGAAAUGGCUGGUGCUAGAGUUGUACCAAUUCCAUAUGAAGCUGAUAAUACCAUUUUAGAAAAAUACUUUUAAGGCAUUAAUGGUAUUAUCAUUCCAGGAGGUGCUUCUGAACUUGAUACUCCAACUGGACCAUCCAAAUUUACUAAGGCUGUUGCUUAUAUGUUAAAUAGAGCACUUUAAAUGAAUGAAGCUGGUGAAGUAUUUCCUGUUCUUGGUAUUUGCAUGGGAUUCUAAACUUUGCAUUAUAUUAUUUCAGGAUACAAAACUCCCUUCCUUUAUAGAGUUUAUGGAGAGAAUGGUAUUAGUCAUUCAUUAGAAAAUGGAGAUAGAAAUUUUUCAUUAUAUAAGGAUUUCGAUGACGACACUUAUUAAGCAAUGCAAACUAAUCAAUAUUUAUAUUACAGUCAUAAUUGGGGUGUGAGUCCAGACUUAUAUAAAAAAUAUCCUUCUUUGGAUGCAUUCUUCAGAAUCACUGGAACCAAUUAAGAUAUUAAGGGUUAAACUUUUAUUGCUUCUAUGUAAGGAAAAUAAUAUCCAGUAUAUGGUGUAUAAUAUCAUCCAGAGAAGAAUAUCUUUGAAUGGAAAGUUUCAGCUCCUCAUAGUUAUUUGGCUGUUAAGGUAUCAGCCAAUCAUAUUGAUGCUUUUGUAAAUUAAGCUAGAUUAAAUAAUCAUUAAUUUAAUGCAGAAUAAUUGAAUAAGGCCGUGAUAUAUAAUUUCAAGACUGUUUAAGAGAAGAAUGCCUCAUUCGUCUAAGUAUACUUCUUUAAAAAUGGGGAGUUGAGUUUAUGAUAAUAUAUGAAAAAG